AUGGACGAUGCUCCAGCGGAAGAUGAAGAAGACAAGCGACACAAGGCCGUCUUUGAACGAAAAGCCAAAUCACUCAAGUACGCCGAAAUCAUCAAAGAGCAAGGCAUCGUGGAGGAGCCGGAAGAGCCAACCGAACUCCAUGGCCUGGAACCUCUCCCGCAGCCCGCACGAACCGCACCAAGCACGGAAAAGCCGACAUACGAGACUCUUCCUCCAUGGCUCUCGGCGCCCAUUCGUGUCUCGGUGGAUACUAGAACUCCCUUUACAGAUCUGGGUAUCCUCCCAAAGGCAGCGCGGGUGCUGGAACAAAAGGGCUACACAGAAGCUUUUGCCGUUCAGACAGCAGCUCUGCCGUUACUACUCCCUACAAAUAAGCAGCAGCCGGGCGAUCUUCUUGUCUCGGCGGCGACUGGAUCUGGAAAAACACUAGCUUACGCUCUACCGAUUGUAAGAGAUCUGAGCAACAGCGUUGUUACAAGAUUACGUGCGCUCGUCGUGCUCCCUACAAGAGAACUCGUCAAGCAAGCCCAAGAAGUCUUUGAGCUGUGCGCAAAGGCCUACGAGGGAGAAGACAGGAAAAGGGUGCGCGUUGGAAUCGCCAUUGGUAACCAGUCAUUGGCCUCUGAACAGGAUCUUCUCGUGAGCAAGGAGACGCGAUACGAUCCGGAAGCAUACAAGCAGCUGGAACAAGAAGCAUCACAUCGAACCUCGAGUUCCCACAGCGAAGACGAUCUGGACGACUUUCUCACCGGCCCCAAUACGCAACGUGCCAACCCUCGCAUCGGCCCCUGGCAAGGCCAAGUCAUUGAUUUCUAUUCCAAAGUCGACGUCCUCAUCUGCACCCCCGGCCGUCUCGUCGAGCACCUCGACCAGACGCCUGGCUUCUCCCUGUCCUACAUCCGCUGGCUCGUCGUCGACGAGGCCGACAAGCUGCUCGCGCAAAGUUUCCAAGGAUGGCUAGACGUCGUCCUAGACAAAUUCAAGACGAGCCAGUUUGGCGCUCGGGACUUUCCCGACAUGCCGUACUCGGGCGUCCGCAAGAUUCUUCUUAGUGCCACCCUGACGAGGGAUCUAAGUCUUUUGAAUCAGCUCGCUCUGCGCAGACCCAAGCUGAUUGUCCUGGAGAGCGGCAAGGAUGUUCAGGUUGCGGAGCACUCGCUGCCGGAAUCUCUGAAAGAAUAUGCCGUGAGGGUUCACGAUGCAAACCUCAAGCCACUGUAUCUUCUUGAUCUUCUACGAAGCCCACAUAUGGCCAUUAACGACGAUGCCAAGAAUGUGGAUCUUAGCACAGAAGCACAGUCAGAUUCAAGCUCAGAGACUAGCUCAGACGAUACAAGUUCGGAUUCCGAUUCCGACUCUGCCUCCGACACUAGUUCAGACUCUGAUACAAGUUCAGAAUCGGAUUCGGAUUCAGACGCAGAAUCGAACGCCCGCAACAAGAAAGCACACUCCAAGCCGUCCAAGUCACAUCUCCCCAGAUCAUUAAUCUUCACAAAGUCCAACGAAGCUGCCCUGCGCUUAUCCCGGCUGCUCAUCCUCCUCGACAAGUCCCUCGCUACACAAAUCGGCACUCUCACAUCCACCACGCCAACCAGCAUCCGUCGCAAGACUCUGCGAGCCUUCACCACCCCUUCUUCCCCUCUCCGUCUCAUUAUAGCAUCUGAUCUUGUGGCACGUGGUAUUGAUAUUCCAAAGCUGCCGCACGUCAUCAACUAUGACUUGCCGCCAAGCGUAGCUAGUUACGUCCAUCGUGUGGGACGUACUGCUCGAGCUGGUAGAUCUGGAUGUGCCUGGACACUUGUGGGAGACGGGGAGAGUGGUUGGUUCUGGGGUAAGAUUGGUAAGAGUGCUGCUGUGAAGAGAUCACAAAAGGUGGCUAGAGUCAUGAUUGAGGAGAUGAACGAAGAGAGAAUAGAAGAAUAUGAGAGUGCGCUAGAGAAGCUAGGCAAGGAGGCACUCGAGUCACGGAAGAGAUAG
This is a messenger RNA of Trichoderma harzianum CBS 226.95, 1977 nucleotides long. RefSeq lists its product as hypothetical. The transcript has a single exon. The record is from RefSeq and is a predicted model, not a curated record. Gene Ontology annotation, molecular function: ATP binding; nucleic acid binding. The coding region runs from base 1 to 1977 and encodes 658 amino acids. Lineage: Eukaryota; Fungi; Ascomycota; Sordariomycetes; Hypocreales; Hypocreaceae. Gene Ontology annotation, cellular component: nucleus.